This is a messenger RNA of Xylaria bambusicola, 1282 nucleotides long. RefSeq lists its product as uncharacterized. The transcript has a single exon. Bases 146 to 1123 code for a protein of 325 amino acids. The record is from RefSeq and is a predicted model, not a curated record. NCBI's taxonomy places the organism in Eukaryota, Fungi, Ascomycota, Sordariomycetes, Xylariales, Xylariaceae.
GUAAUGGCCGUCAACUCUAAUUCUACCUAAGUUCUGACAGGCUGGGUGCCUCUUGAUUCAUUCCCGGAUUGAGACCAACAGAUACAAAUCGCUCCAAAUUCCAAGCUACACUGUGUGAUUAUUGUGUUGGUUAUCUUAUCCCCAAAUGGGCCGCAGAUGUUAUUGUAUAUCUAAUAUCGAAAGAUCAUUCUGCGACCUGCGCCGCUUCGUGCCAAGCCAACCUCCUGAAUCCUUCAUAUGCGCAAAAUCCUCACAGCAACCAACAUCGUGGACGUCCCAAGCCGAACGUUUCGAUUCUAAAUGCUCGUCGAGACGCAAUCUUCCUACUACCAUAUCACCGUUACUCAACAGCCUAUCGAACUUGAGCCCUCCUAAGAUAUUGCAUCUCACUACCCACCCAUACACGCCGCGCGCGGACAGGCAACUUCGCAUACUGCCAGCAAUCAGAGCUAGUGGUGAGGACAUAAUGCCCACUUUCACUCCAUUCCCUCGUCUUCCAACAGAACUACGUGCUCAGAUAUGGGCCAUGACCAUUCAUUCCCGUGCUGUUGACGUCCGCGUUUUAUGCAACAGAGCACAGCCGGCAAGAGGCAAAGUUUGGGGUCGGCUCACCACAAAUAUGGUCUCCUCAACGCCCACUCCUGCGAUACUACAAACCUGUCGUGAAGCUCGUUACCAAGGCCUGUACGAACAAGCAUUUUCUGAGGUCCCUGACGCAGAUACUAUUGGGCGUCGUUAUAUCUGGCUUAAUUUUGCGGUCGAUGUGGUUUCGAUCGGGAGAUGUAGUCUUGAACCAUUCAAGACAGUCGCAUCACUUAUCCAGCGGCUGAAGAUGGAGCGUGCAAUUUCCGUCGAACGUGAUGCCUGGCAGAUGCUAAAACUCAAAGAGUUUGUCAAUGUGAAGGAGAUUUAUAUAGUUUGUCUUGAUGGCAUGAAAACAUGGCAUAAGGUUUCGGAAGAGUACUUUUACCCCUGUGGGAGAGAAAACCUAUUCUUCAUAAAUCCAGAUGAUAGCAGUAUAAUGAGGAGUAUUGAGAUAGACCUGAUGUUUGACGAGAUGUUAGCGGAGGAAAAUAGAAAGCUCCGAGAAGAAAACUCGUCUUCUGGAGAUGAGCCCGUGUAAGCGAGAGAUAGGCAAAUUCAUACAUACCUUUGUCGGAUCAACCCGGGUUCGAAAUCGUUGAUGAAUCAGAAUUUCACACACAGGAGGUUCUUCUUGUUUAUUGUUAAACGUUGUGUAUCAGAUGCGGUUAUGAGAUAGUCAUUGUCUACUAUCUAACCC